UGCUGAAAGAAAUGUGCGAAUAUUCUAGAGAAAUAUAAAUAAAAGGUACAAAUACAAAAUUAACAAAUAUGGAGCAAUGUUAUAACAGAGGCUGUGGCCAGCUCUUCGAUCCCGCCACCAACAAUGAUGAUUCUUGCCGGCAUCACCCUGGAGCGCCUUUCUUUCACGAUGCCUACAAAGGCUGGUCGUGCUGCAGCAAAAAGUCUGUUGACUUUACGGAGUUUUUGAAUAUCAAAGGCUGUACUUUGGCAAAGCACUCGAAUGUUAAGCCGCCUGAACCGGAAAAGCCGGCUAAAGAUGACAGUGAAGUAGUUGAAGAAGUUAAGGUGCGAGCACCAAUCAGAGAAGCACUACCGAGACCAUCUAUUGAGACGCCAUUAACGGUGCUUAAAGCAACCGUAGCGCCUGCCUUAAAAGAAACCAUUGAUGCGCUUAAAAUUAACACUGAAGCAGUUCCUGCUGCUGUUGAACAAAACGAUGAUACCAUUGCCGUUGGAACUAGCUGUAAAAACAACGGUUGUAACUACUCGUAUACAAACACAAGCAACGAUCUUGACGAGUGUACUUAUCAUCCUGGAGUUCCUAUAUUUCACGAGGGUAUGAAGUUCUGGUCGUGCUGCCAAAAGCGCACUUCAGAUUUUGCACAGUUUAUGGCACAAAAAGGCUGCGUAUAUGGCCAACAUAAAUGGAUUAAAGAUAACGAAGAUAAAAAGGUGGUACAAUGUAGAUAUGACUGGCAUCAGACGACGACCAAUGUAGUUGUUGCAAUCUACGCCAAGAAAUACCAUUAUGCCAAAAGUGUUGUUGAGGUGAAUCCAAUUCGACUGCAUGUUAUGCUGUUGUUUCCGGAACAAGAAAAUGGCAAGUUCGACUUGGAUUUGGAAUUGCGUGGUAUUAUCAACGUAGAACAAACCACUGUACACAUGUACGGUACUAAAGUUGAAAUUACUAUGCCUAAGAUGGAGCCAGGAUCAUGGCCUAAGCUGCACACACCUCGAAAUGAACUGCCACCUGCAAAGAAAAGCGAUACUCAGGAGAAACCCAAAGCUGAUGAUAGCGAGGAUGAGUUUUUCGAUCUAGAUGACAUCGAAUCCGUUACCAGCCAUGGACUUAAAUUGUCCGAGCUUGCCAGCUUGCAAAAUCCGAACGCUUUAGAUUGAUAACAAAAGCAUUUAAUUUGUUAAUUUAACCAUGAUUGUACUGAGUCAACUGGCUCCGAAUACAUGAGUAUGCCUUACAACAAAUAUACUU
Messenger RNA from Drosophila busckii, 1251 nucleotides. It is a transcript of the gene mora, whose product is annotated as cysteine and histidine-rich domain-containing protein. Bases 69 to 1160 code for a protein of 363 amino acids. The record is from RefSeq and is a predicted model, not a curated record. The transcript has 5 exons. Lineage: Eukaryota; Metazoa; Arthropoda; Insecta; Diptera; Drosophilidae.